Talaromyces amestolkiae is the source of this 354-nucleotide messenger RNA. RefSeq lists its product as uncharacterized. Gene Ontology annotation, biological process: tRNA thio-modification; protein urmylation. The transcript has 3 exons. Gene Ontology annotation, molecular function: protein tag activity. Bases 1 to 354 code for a protein of 117 amino acids. Gene Ontology annotation, cellular component: nucleus; cytoplasm. The record is from RefSeq and is a predicted model, not a curated record. Lineage: Eukaryota; Fungi; Ascomycota; Eurotiomycetes; Eurotiales; Trichocomaceae.
AUGGCCUCUACUGCAGGGACCGAAAAGGUCUUUCAACCGAAUGAGACAAUUCCUAUAUCUGUAGAGUUUACCGGUGGCCUGGAAAUGCUCUUUGCCAAUGAACGAAAACAUAGCCUAGCAAUUCCUGCGAAGACGAGUGACGGGAAAAAGCCGACGAUCGCGUGGCUCAUUCAGUACCUUGUUGAGAAUCUGAUGCAAGACACUAGAAAAGAACUGUUCAUUCUUGAUGAUUAUGUGCGCCCUGGUAUUCUGGUUCUUAUAAACGAUGCAGAUUGGGAGCUGGAAGGAGAAGAGGCAUAUGAAAUACAGCCUAGAGAUAAUAUAUUAUUUGUCUCCACGCUACAUGGAGGAUAG